AAAAACGAAAAGAUUUCAAAUUCUACAAAUCAAUAUCAGAUAACAUGAAGCUGCCGCAAGUGUGUUGCAACUGGCGGCUGUCAGUGCUGCCAAUGCUGCUGCUGCUGCUGCUGCAAGUUGUCGAGAGCAACAGCCAAAACAAUAGCCUACGUGUGAAUACUUACCUCAAGGAUGUGAAUGCAACGGCCAUGGCGUUGCCCUCAAUACAGAGCACGGGCAACAUUUGCACGCGCGAGGAGCCGUACGAGGAGCUGCUGCAGGUGCCCGAGGUGCAGCCGGUGCGGGUGCGCACCUCCACCUGGUGCCUGGAGAUACCGCCGCGCUGCCCCUCCUACAAGACGGAAAUGCGCGAGGUGAUGAAGGUGCAGAGAUUAAAUAAAACGCGCACAGUUCGCUUUUGCUGUCAAGGCUAUGAGGGCAAUCUCUCGGAUAGUCAAGCCAGCUGCCGUCCCAUUUGUCGCGGUGGCUGUGGGCGUGGCAAUUGCCUAAUGCCCGACAUAUGCAGCUGCGAGGAGGGCUACACCGGCAAGCACUGCACACAGCGCUGUGAUCAUGAUCGCUGGGGACUCGACUGCAAGAAUCCGUGCCAAUGCCAAAACGAUGCUGUGUGUGAUAAUAAAACGGGAGGAUGCCAUUGCAUAGCCGGUUGGGCUGGACAAUUCUGCGAGCAACCGUGUCCUGUGGGCACCCAUGGCGUCAUGUGCCGCAAAGUCUGCGAGUGCCCAGAGAAGCGCUGUCAUCCGCAGACGGGCGAGUGUCUGGGCCCCGAAAACUUGGAGGCUGUCAAUGUCAAUCAUGUUGUGCUGGAGACUAUCAACUCGACCAUGGCGAAUCUAACGCAUAAUAUCAAUAAUAUUGCCAGGAGCAUUGGCAGCAUGUCCGAGAGCAGCCACGUCCAGGUGACGCCCAGCGCUCUGCCGGAAGUCAUAUUGAUCAAGCAGCCGGUGCAGGAGUCGGCGCACACGCCCAAGAUCAUCCUGCACGAGUCGAGCAAUGCUCUGCUCGAGAAUCUGCACACAGCCGCUGCCGCUGGAGUGCCCACGCCUGAGGUCAUCCAUGUCAUCACAAGUGCAGGCGGCGUUGCCGGGACUCAGGAUCGGGCACCUCAGUUGAAUUUGGCUGGCUUUGCUGCCGGCGAGAGUAAUCCGAGUCGCAGUGCUCACGAUCACGACUCCAGCCUUUUGAGCACUCUGAUCGUUAUGCUGCUCAUGCUGAUGAUCGUCAUCGUAUUGGGCUUCCUCUAUGUCUAUCGGCGUCAGCAUCUGCAGAAGGAGGCCGUCGUCUACAAUGCCAACGGCACGUUCAGCAACGCCCAGCCACAUGGGCAUGGCAAUCCGGAAGUUGUGAUCAGCGACACGGGGAAGAUCUUUCACGGGCCGCUGCCCAAGCCGCCGGCCCUCUUGCCCAACACCAAUCAAACCCAACCGAACGAGGCAUCUUUGCCUGAUAUAUAUGAUACGCCCAGCAACAACUCCUCGAUUACAACUCAGCCCUAUGCCUAUGCGCGCAAGGAGUCUCUCUAUUCGGUCGUUUCGCCCAAGUCACGCAAAGGCAGCCUCGAUUCGCAUCUGUACGAUGAGAUUAGAUACCAUCAACAGCAGCAGCAGCASCACCAUCAUCACCAGCACCACCAGCAUCACCAUCAGCUGCAUCAACAACAUUCACAUCCAUCACACCAACCACAAUCCCAUGCCUCGCAGCCGUCACGUUAUCAGCAUUCAACCACUGCAACUGCAUUUUUGGCACCGCCGCCGCCAAUGCGCCCCAGCAAUGGACAACUGCACCACCAGCAGACAUCCAGCACCACUAACGGCGGCUCACAUGUCUCCCACUUGAUCAUUCCGCCACAGAAUGCCAACUUCCUGCAGGUGCCCAGCCAGAUUGGAGUCCGUAAAAUUGCCCAUUUGACAACGCGAGAAAUGCACAUCAAAUGGAAAUGGAACUGGACUGAACUGCUGCCUCAGCUGAUGCUGAUGCUGCUGGGCUUCGCAGUGGGAUCGGAGCUGUAUGGCGAUAUACGCACAGCACUAGCAUUUGAGUCACUAAGUCUAACGCAGACGAAUCUGUGUCAGCGCGAACUGCCUGCCAUCUUUUUUCAGACUCACAAGAAUCAGCCGGUGCGUGGCAAUGGUUCCAGCAUCUAUUUCCAGCGAAUCGAGCAGUGCUGCGCUGGCUAUCGAACAGAUCCGUAUAGCGGGCAAUGUGUGCCGGAUUGUGGGCUCAAUACGCCGGACAACUGCCGGAACGGCUUCUGCCGCGUCACAGGCCAGUGCGAAUGCUUCCCGGAAUUUGUGCGCAACGAGCAAGGUGCUUGCAUACACACCUGUCCGAUCGCCUGCCAGCACGGACUCUGCUAUCUGAAUGGCACCUGUGUUUGCCAACCGGGCUAUAUUCUGGAUCCGGAGACUCGACUCUUUUGCCGUGCCCGCUGCCCCAAAGGCUGUGGCACGCAUGAGCAGUGCGUGGCGCCCGAUAAAUGCGAGUGCUUGCCGGGCUAUCGACAUAGCCCCGAGCUGGGCUGCCAGCCCAUCUGUGCGCCGGACUGUGGCUACGGGAAAUGCGUGGCGCCCAAUCAAUGCGAAUGCAUUCCGGGCUUCAUCAAGCGGCGACAGCGCAACGUCUGCGAGGCCGAAUGCUAUCUACACUGCGAGAAUGGCUUCUGUGAGUCCCGCUUCAAAUGCAACUGUCGUACGGGCUAUCAAUAUGAUGUGAACACAACCAGCUGCCUGCCAGUUUGCCCGGACGACUGUGGGCGUGGCAAUGGAGUGUGCAUUGCGCCUGGCAUCUGUCGCUGCUUCGAGGGCUACGAACUGCGCGGCAACAGCUGUGAGCCCAAGUGCGAGAGCUCCUGUGGUGACUAUGGCAAAUGUCUGUCGCCCAAUGUCUGCGGCUGUGUUCCAAACGAACAGCACUGUCUGAAUGGCAGCUGCGAUGCCAAUGGCCACUGCGAGUGUCCAGCUGGACAGACGCACUACGUCGGCCAAUGCCUGGAGCCACAACAUAUUGAACGAAAGCUGAGCAGCUGGCAGCAGCGAGCAGAACUCAAUGAGGACAUGAAAUACGAGUUUAAUGCGUUAAUUGGUCGUCUCUUUAAUUGGUCGUAGCUCUUAAAUAACAAAUCAAAAAUG
Molecule: messenger RNA, 3128 nt
Organism: Drosophila arizonae
Lineage: Eukaryota; Metazoa; Arthropoda; Insecta; Diptera; Drosophilidae
Gene: NimA
Product: Nimrod A
Cellular component (GO): membrane
Molecular function (GO): protein binding
Source: RefSeq, a predicted model, not a curated record